AUGAGUAGAUUUAUAUUGUUUGUGGUUUCACUGCUUCAUGCCCGACAAGUCGUAGCACUUUGUUUGGCCAAUGGGGUUCCCCAUCACGCACGGCAAUAUCUUCAAAACGAUGCAUUGGAGAACAUGCCGGUUGGCCUACUCCUGGCCACUUGGCAGAGCAGUUUCAUCAUGACGGCGAUUGUGCAGAUUCUGGUGACCGAAGUCCUUGGUUUGCACACGAGGGCGCACUCAGAGAUGGCGGCCAAUUCGGCAGGAGCGAUUUUCGCCAUAGGCGGGUGCUUGGACUUCAACAAGUUGGAGAUGGAAGAGAAGAGAUGCGGUCUACAAGAGACGCAGAUACAUGUAGCUCUCGAUGCUUGGGUUGGAGUUGCCGUGUCAGAACAAACAACUUUUCAAUACCUUUACCCGUCUCAAGCUCCGGAAGAUAUGGGUGGAAUGGGCUAUCGUGGAUUUGAAUCAAUGUACGUGACAAUGGGCGUCUCUGAACAGGCAUACAAUGCAGAGGGGUUGGCCUUGAAUUUCUACCGUAGCUACAAUACCACUCAUCAUGACGCGAAGAGAUACUUUCAAUCUAUUUUCGAUGUGAAUUUCUCAGUCAUGAUAGCUUGUGCGAAUGGUACUGCUUUCAUGAACGAAGAGCACAUGGGCAACUACUACCGUUGGACAGGUGAUAUUGAUGGAGUAGAACUGCAGCCUGAUGGGACUUACAUUGGUAAAUGCUCAGGCCCGGGGGGGUACUGGUGGCUGGCGCCUUCAUGUCGACAUGAUGUGAUGGCCUGCAUCCCUUUGGUCACAACUUCCAAUGGAUGGUUUCUUCAAGCGUUGCUGCAGUGGUCAACAACCUAUGGAAUCCCUGCUGCGGUCGGGAUCAUUCCAAGCUUUGCUGAUUGGUCCAGAACUGUGAAAACGACUCGAUCCCUCUUCUAUUGGUGGACCCCUGAUGCGACAUUUCUUGAACUCCAACCAGAAUCCAUUGUAUUCCCACCUUUCCGUGCCUCAGAAUGGGUUUUGGGAAACAAAAGGACCUCUGGAUCUGGAACCUACAUUGCAAAGCUGACAAGCCCAAAUUUGCGCCAAAAGUCUCCUCGCUUGCGAAGCUUCAUUUCCAAAUUGUCGAUGGACCUCAAUGAUUUGACGGACAUUCUUCACGACGUUCGCACUUUGCCGAUCACUUCAUUGGAUCUGUGGUGGGAUGCAGCAUGCAGCUGGAUCCAAAAGAAUGAGCACAUUUGGUCAACGUGGAUUCCCAUUGAUACCAACUGCUUCUUGGGCUAUGGAGUGGUCGAUGAGCACGGUACUUUCUUGUCAUCCAAAACAGGUGCCGUAAGCUGUGAUGUGUGCCCACCAGGCACCUUCUCUGAAGAUCUCCCUGACGGCCAAAGCCGCCGUUGUACUCCUUGUCCACCUGGCAGCAGCCAGAAUAAAGCAGCCGCUUCCCGCUGUCACGAAUGUCAGCCAGGCAGCGUAGGUGCCACAGAGGGCAGUGUUGCGUGCACGCCUUGCGCAGUGGGAUUCUACCAAGACGCUUCUGGCAAGGCAGCCUGUGUGGCAUGCAGCAAUGACACGACAACGUUGCUCUUGGGGGCGAGCAAGCCGGAGGAUUGCGUUUGUCAAAUCGAUCUCAUUGAAUCCAAUCUUCAAUGCGUACCUUGUGGAGAGGGUUUGACCUGCCCCCGUGGAAGCACAGUAGAGCAGCUGAUGCACGGACAGAACACCACUGCAGGCGAACGGCCGCAGAUUCUGCAAUCGUACUUCAGUUGGCCAGAGGAACCGCUAGAAAUAUACAAGUGCCCCGGGCAGCAUUGUCCUGGAGGAGUCCCAGGUUCUUGCACUGAAGUACGCUUGGGCCCGACAUGUGACGAAUGUCCUGCUCGCAUGUAUGCCACUAGUGAUGGUUGCCAAAGCUGCGAGAUUCCUCUGGUAGCUGCAUGGAUUGGUGGCCUUUGCGGAUUGCUUUUGCUCAUCAUUUCAGUCUACUAUUUUGCAGAGACUCGCUACAUGUUGAAAGCUUCUUUGGUGGAAUGCGCCAAAAUAGGCUGUGACAUGACACUGAACUUUAUGCAGAACUUGGGUGUUUUAAAUUCUGUUUUUGUGCCGUGGCCCGAAGGGCUGCGAAAUUUGCUCAAGUUCUCUGCUCUCUUUCUUUUCAAUUUGCGCUCUUUGGGGUUCAACUGUGCACUUGGCAGCGCCGUGCAGCAGUACAUGACGAUGGUGUCCUUCUUCUUUGGCAUGACUUUGAGCUGGCCAUGCUUGGGAUAUCUAUCACAAUUCCAUUGCUUCCGAAAAAGGAAUCUGGCAUGGAAGUUCCACAGAACACUUGGCGUGACAGGGAGUUUUCUCCAGCUCUCGUUCACGACACUGUGCAAUGUUGGACUGGUUCCAUUCAUGUGCUUUAGCCAUCCUAAUGGACGCAAAAGCAUUGCAAAGUAUCCGAACAUCUUUUGCGGCAGUCCUGACCAUUUGACGAUGCAAACACUGGCCGUAUUCAUUCUCAUCCUGGGUCUCACGCACUUUAUCAUGUGUUGCUGGGCCAUUUGGAGUGCUCCUGCAUGGUCCGUCAAAGCGCGACGCCGACUUCCUGCUGUUCACUUCCUGAUCGCCAAUUUCAAGCCCAGUGUGUGGUGGUUUGGUGCGGUGAUUCUACUGCGUGGUCCCCUCAUCUCAUUGCCCACAGUGGUGGCAACCGAUUUACCUGGCGUCAAUCUCGCCUUGCUGAUUUGUGUUUGGCUGUCCUACUAUUCGAUUCAGCUCGUUUGCUUACCUUGGAAGGCACCCAUCCUCAACUUGGUGGACGGGAUUUCAACCAUGCUCUUCCUGGUAUUGCUUGCAGUGUCACUUCAUUUGGAGCCAGUGAUAGCGGAGUCGAUCUUGAUUUUGGAGAUCUUGGGCGUUGGUGUUUACUACUUGAGCCUUGGGGUCAUCGUAUGUGUCUCUAUCCUGUCCAUCAUGUUGAUGGUGUUGAAGCGUUUCCGAUGCUCUGCCCGCACGAAUCACAUUGUGAACCUUGGACAGCUGCCAGACCCGAAAGAGAUGCUUGAAACCAUUGAGCAGAUUUACUUCAAUUUGAAGGCCAAGCAAGAUAUGGGUGAACUCGUCAACAAGAUGUCGACUACUCUAUCUGCUGAUGACCUUCACAUUGUGCAGAAAGCCUUGGACAUCCUCUCGACUGACUGCGAGCUGGGAGAAAGUGUGAGCACGAGCCGGACCUCCUUUUAUCGAAUCUCUGCGAACCGGAUCAGCCAGAUGUCCGGGACAAGCUUGUCCUUAAUGGUGCAGGACAUGGAUGAGGCGGCCCAGUCUAAGGUGUCAAAGCGGCUGAAGGAGGAAGAGAGCAUUUCUGAGAUAGCGGAAUCGGGCGAGAUCGAGAAGGAGGAAGCCAGGGAGGAUUUCCCGGAGCCCAAUUCUGUGGACAUUAGCGCGGAAGAGGACACUAUUCUCGAAGAAAAUCUGGAUGAGGUGGAGGAUGGUGUGCGCCACAACUUCUCACCAGCUUGCGUUCGCUCCGCGCGAGGCCUUUACGUGGCGGCAGCUCCCUGCGCAGAGCUACCGGGCUGGGGCAUGGGCGACACAGAUCAGGCUUUGAGGAUGAUGGCGUGGCACUUGGAGACCAACCGCUUUGUGGAUGAGAGAGAUGGCUAUAAUUGGCUAUGGAUCUUCAUGCAUCCGCUUUACAAUCAGAACGUACCGCAUGACUAUGACUUCGCCAUCCUAGAGCUUGACAAGGCAAUGCCCUUGAAUGAGUGCGUCGGCGUGGCCUGUUUGCCACAUCGAGAUGAGAUGCCGGGGACCAACUGCAGCAUCACUGGCUGGGGCACCUUGAAAUCCUUUGGCAAAACUCCAGAGGUUCUUUGGCGUCGCAGAUGGGCCGUCGCACAAAAGAACUACACCAAGACCAGAGACAUCAUCACUGGCUCCAUGCUUUGCGCCUCGGGGGUCUCCGAGAAGGGCAUCGUGGACACCUGUCAAGGUGACUCCGGAGGACCAUUGAGCUGCGCAGAAGAUGGGCGCUUCGUCCUCCGUGGCGUCACCUCCUGGGGUCAAGGACGGGGUGAAAGACCCAUCGGAGACGUGAGAUGUCUUGAGGUCAAGAUGAACAUCUCCGGCAUCAACUUCAAUGGCUCGAUGUGGAAGGUCGUCGCUGGCAACUGCGCGAUGGACUCCUCUCAUUGUAUUAUGAGCCCUGGCUACCCCAAGGAGUAUCCAGUGAAGGAUGCCUGUACCAUUGCUGUCAAUGAGAGUGCAGCUGUCCCAAUCCAUGUAGAGCCUUGGUCAAACAGACCAUGGCAAGAGAGGUGGGUUGGGCAAAAUCCGACUCUGAUGCAUCUCCUGUUUUGGGAAGCCAAUGCUUUUGGUUGGAUUCCACUUUCUUCCCUAGGUGUGUCGACUUCCGGCAUGGUAUUCUCUGGAAUCCUUAUUUUACUUAAUACUCAAAAUUGA
Messenger RNA from Durusdinium trenchii, 4437 nucleotides. The record is from the annotation of a GenBank genome assembly. Lineage: Eukaryota; Dinophyceae; Suessiales; Symbiodiniaceae.